Molecule: messenger RNA, 390 nt
Organism: Ostertagia ostertagi
Lineage: Eukaryota; Metazoa; Nematoda; Chromadorea; Rhabditida; Trichostrongylidae
Source: the annotation of a GenBank genome assembly
UUCGGGUCAUGGACGUUUGACGGUUCGAAGCUUAAUCUGGACGUGGACGAAAAUGGCUUCGAUCUUUCCAGUUACAUUCAAAAUGCGACGUCUGCUGUUCAAAACAUUCAACGUUAUCAGUGUUGCCCGGAACCCUACUACGAUGUUGUUUUUACAUUUGUCAUCCGCAGAAGAGUGCUUUAUUACGCAUUCAACCUUAUUCUACCUUGUAUUCUGAUUACUAUGCUCACCUUGAUCGGCUUCACACUACCUCCCGAUGCAGGAGAGAAGAUGUCAUUGCGGGCGUUUUUUGCAUUGUGUAUGUGCACAUGUGCUUGCUGUGUUGUUGCCACAACGUUGGCUCUGAACUUUCACCAUCGGAAUUCGUACUCCCACGACAUGGGAAGCAUG